AUGCCCUACAUCCUGUAUAGCUCGAGGCAAGAUCAGUUGCGCCAGGACUGGAGUGCGUCAAUGCCACCGGUUGAAGUUCCAACCUUCAGGGAGCGUUUACACGCCAAAAAAACAAUCAGUGCGGACAAUAAGCAGGUAGCUGAGCUGGAGCCUCCUGUGAUUCCCACAAAGUGCCCAUGGGUGCCACCAUGUGGUGCCCCGUUCGGAUCGCGGGCUCCACGAUUCCCAGAAACAAAGAUCAGGUGCACCAGGGAUGGAGUUGGGCCAGGCAGCUACAGAAUCAUGGCGCCAAUUGAUCAGGAACUUGAAAGUCUUGCAAAACGCACGUUUUCCUUUGACGCUUUCACCGAGCCGCGAUUCGCUCCCCCUAAACAUGGCUAUUACGUCCGUGAUAACGCCAACAACCCUCCUCCUGGGAGUAUUGACGUGCCAACAUUAAUUGAUCUUCUAACUUUUGCCGCGAAUCGUAAGAAAGGCAGGUUUCUCAAGUCAGUGCGGUUCCCCAAAGUAUACGGCGAAAGGUGCUGCCUCAGUGCUCCGGGAUACAAUAUUGACAAGGAGGUAAACGCCGCCUGGGGCAAAUACAACACGGACUUGCCACAAGCGAAAUCGUGCAAACUGAAACCCAUCAAAGCCCCGUUCGGCUCUCACAUCACUGCCAAAAUGACACAGAAACGGUACAACAAUUCGAUUGGCAUACAAUGCUUCUCUCAAAUGCAUUUCAGACUCCAUUUACGGGGCCAGGGCGUUAUGAUCCCUACAAAUUCGAAGAGAAACCGACUUUGCGUUACAGUGGCAUCGCAAAGGCUUCCGAGAGACAAUUUGACCCAGCCAAACACAGACUACAUGUUUUGGUAUGGGAUAAUAUCUGUUAGGAAGGGUCAAUAUGCCGGUGGAGUAUUCUCCUUCAAUUUACAAAUACCAGAAGAUUUUCCGUGUUCUCGAUCUCCUAAAAUUUUUUUGCCUUGUGGCUUUUACCAUCCAUGUGUUAACCCUACCACGGGAGAAGUGGACUCAAGUAGUGAGUUCGAGAAGUGGAUCCCUGGUGUUUCCCGAAUUUACCACCUUCUCUAUUAUCUUCGAUGCAUUCUAAGUGAUCCCGCUGUAGACCUUAGUCCACCAGCUGAUUCGAGCACCAGUCAUUGGCCUGAUUGGUCCAAGUUUGCAAAUCCCGAAGCCGCCUGCACGUACGUAUUUGAUUUUCUUGUUACCCAACCGGACGUAUUCGAGAAUCGUGCGAGGUCUUACGUUGAAAACCAUUCUCUCUGGUCCUCAACGGAUUCAAGUUCAUUGGAGUCAUCAUCUUCUUCGAGUCCCCUCAGUGUUUUAGGUUGGCAAAAUGACAGCUUCGUGGCCAUGAUCCGUGAAAAGAUUGCGAACUCAUCCCAGCCUUUCAAAAACUGUCCCUGCUGCAGUGACGCCGGCUGUAGAGGCUACUCAUGGAUCGACCCCGACAACAUGACUCUCUUCUCUCCCAUGCGCCUGUGCAAUGGAAAGCCCGACUGA
Molecule: messenger RNA, 1506 nt
Organism: Mesocestoides corti
Lineage: Eukaryota; Metazoa; Platyhelminthes; Cestoda; Cyclophyllidea; Mesocestoididae
Source: the annotation of a GenBank genome assembly